AUGUCGUCACUUCAAGAAUUACUUAAAACUGGGAGUGCUCUUGGACUACAGGGGUCAGAGCUCCGUGAUUUUAUUCUUGAUGAACAAAACAGAGAGAGAGAAGAGAGGAAGCUUGAUAGAGAGGAAAAGCGAACCGAAGCUGAGAGACAGCACCAGCUAGUUCUAUUGAAGGGGAAGAGGGAUGAAAUGGCGUUACAGUUGUCACUGGAGAAGGAGCGUGAGGAACGUGCUGUGAGAGAACAUAGCAGGAAGAUAGAGUUAUUGGAAUAUCAGAAAACCCAAGGUGCUAAUCCUACAGGAAGUGCUGACCAGAAGAUGUCCCAUGGUUUAGUGAAGGGUCCUAAACUGCCUCCUUACGAAGAAGGGAAGGACAACAUUGACAGUUAUUUGCAGCGGUUUGAGCGGUAUGCUAUAGCUCAACACUGGGAUCGAGAUAGUCAGUGGGCGACUAACCUCAGUGCUCUUCUCAAGGGUAAUGCCUUAGACGUCUUCAGUCGACUACCCGUGGAAAAGUCACUCAACUACGAUACUCUGAAAGAGGCUUUACUUAAGCGGUUUGAGAUGACCGAGGAAGGGUUUCGACAACGUUUCCGGACUGGUAGGCCUGACACAGGUGAAACGCUUACUCAGUUUUCUGUAAGGUUGGACAACUACUUUGUCAGAUGGUUGGAGUUGGCGAAAGCUGAGAAGACCUACGACGGGUUAAAGGACUUAAUGCUUCGGGACCAAUUUUUGCAGAUUUGUGGAAGUGAGCUUAGGCUGUUUCUGAAGGAACGCAUUCCAAAGUCCAUGGCAGAAAUGGCGAAGCUAGCAGAUCAAUUUGCUGACGCCAGAGGCAACCCUUCGAACCUUGUUAAGGCAAAACAUACUGGACAUAAGCAGUAUCAGGGAAACCGUUCGCCAGGGGACUUCACAAAGUCAGUUGGUAAAAGGGAUGAGCCUAAAGGUAAGGUCAUUAGUGGUAGUAAUUUAGGAGGAAAGACGUGUUAUAUCUGCAAGAAGACGGAUCAUCUUUCCUACAAUUGUCCAGCCAGUACCAAGAAGAAGCAAUCACGUGUCGGAUUAGUGGCAGACUCUGAUGCACAAGAGGCAGCACAAAUAGAAGGGAUCCGCAAGCAUCGUUCAUCCGGCAAGAAGACGGGUAACCCGCCUUCAUGUGGAGCUCUUAGUUCAAGUGAAGAUGACAACGAUGAACGAGAUCCAGAUCAGCUCAGCAUUUCAUGUAGUGCGCCUGUGUUGGAUUCUGGUAUGCCUGUGGUGAGAGGUCUUAUCGGCAAGCAUGUUGUCACAGUGUUGCGUGACACAGGUUGUAGUGGAGUCGUUAUCAGAAGGAGUCUUGUGGACGCAGAAGAUUUCACUGGUGAUACCAAGAUGUGUACCUUGGCAGAUGGUAGUAAGUUGAAAGUUGAUACAGCGAAUGUUGUCGUUGAUACGCCAUACUAUCAAGGAACUGUUAUGGCUUGGUGCAUGGACACUCCAAUUUAUGACCUCAUUUUGGGAAACAUACAUGGUAUUAGAUCUCCUGGAGAUCCGAAUCCGAAGUGGAACCUUGAGGAACAGGUUAGUGCAGUACAGACCAGGGCACAGAAGGCGGCGGAAGAGAAGCCAUACAGACCACUAAAGGUUCCCAAGGUGUUUCAAGAAAUAAAUCCCAUAGAUUUCAAGGAUGCCCAGAUAUCAGAUGGAACGUUGGCUAAGAUUCGUGAGAUGGCGGUAUCGGGAGAAGUUAAGGAGAGACGUGAUGGUGGGAAACCACAUUUCUUCACACGGAAUGGUCUGGUAUACAGGGAGUAUAAGAGUCCAUCUACGCAGCAGGGACGGAUUUUCAAGCAACUCGUCGUUCCCUCGACGUACCGGCAGAAGGUUAUGGGACUUGCUCAUGAUUCUAUGAUGGCAGGCCAUUUGGGAGCCAAACGAACUAGUGACAGGAUCAUGGCAGAAUUUUAUUGGCCGGGAGCACAGUCUGACGUGACGAGGUAUUGUCGCUCUUGUGACGUGUGCCAGAGGACUUUCCCGAAAGGCAGAGUGACGAAGGUGCCACUUGGAAUGAUGCCACUUAUUGAUGCGCCGUUUCAGCGAGUCGCCAUCGAUAUAGUCGGACCAUUGCAACCUGCUACUGAUCGGGGAAAUAGGUUCAUACUCACGAUUGUCGACUACGCCACACGAUAUCCAGAGGCUGUAGCUUUGAAGGGAAUUGAGACGGAACGGGUGGCAGAAACGCUAGUGGACGUAUACAGUCGGGUUGGAGUACCGAAGGAAGUACUAACAGACCAAGGGAGUCAGUUCACAUCAUCUGUCAUGCGAGAAGUUAGCAGGCUACUGUCGAUACGUCAGCUUACGACAACCCCUUAUCAUCCCAUGUGUAAUGGGCUGGUUGAGCGCUAUAACGGAACUCUAAAACAGAUGUUAAGAAGGAUGUGCUCUGAGCGACCAAAGGAUUGGGAUAAAUAUUUGAAUGCUUUAUUGUUCUCGUACAGGGAGGUACCACAGGAAAGCUUGGGUUUUUCCCCGUUUGAGUUGCUAUACGGACGGGUUGUACGUGGACCAAUGAUGAUCUUACGUGAAUUGUGCGAGAAGGAGGUUGCAGACCCCGAAGUAAAGAGUACUUACCAAUAUGUUCUUGAUCUGCGAGAACGUCUUGAGGAGACCUGCAAGUUGGCACAAGAACAGCUCCGAAAGGCGAAAGUCACACAGGCAAAGUUUUACAACCGGAAAGCGAAGAACAGAGUUAUGGAGCCAGGUGAGAAAGUGUUGGUGUUGCUACCUACGAAACGAAACAAGAUCCAAAUGCAGUGGCGUGGGCCUUAUGGCAUCGUUGAACGUAAAGGGCCUAUGGAUUAUGUUGUGUCUGUCGACGGCAGGGAGAAAGUUUUACACGCAAAUUUGUUGCGUCGAUACGUUCAACGAGAAGGGACAGGAUUGAGUGAAGCUGGCGUUCUUAACGCGGUUUGUUCAUCAGUUAUAGAGGGGGAUUCUGGUGGUAUUGAAGAGGAAUUACCGAGUACUGAUUGUUUCAACAUACCAACACCUGUGAGGACAGAGACAGUAGAAGACGUGCAAGUAUCAGAGCUACUGACAUCCAAACAGAAGGUAGAGAUGAAGACUUUGUUGGAAGAAUUCUCAGAUGUAUUGUCAGAUGUUCCUGGGAGAACUAAUUUGGUAGUUCAUGAUAUCCGAACAACUACCAACGAACCAGUUAGGGCAAAGAACUAUCCGAUUCCCUAUAAUUUGAAGGAAACCAUCCGAGAAGAAGUAGAAAAGAUGCUGAAGAUGAGAGUCAUUGAAAAGUCCGAUGCACCAUAUGCAGCACCGGUGGUAAUCGUCAGGAAAAAAGACGGCACAAACCGCUUUUGUAUUGAUUACAGGCAACUGAACCGGGUAACCAUCUUCGACGCUGAACCGAUGCCGAAUGCGGACGAUAUUUUUUCUCGACUGUCAGGAAACAGAUAUUUCUCCCGCUUAGAUCUCAGUAAAGGAUACUGGCAGGUGCCAAUGGAGGAGACAUCGAAACAGAAAACAGCGUUCACAACACCCAUCGGUUUGUUUCAGUUUUCUGUUAUGCCAUUUGGUUUGGUGAACGCACCGGCUACUUUUUGCCGCCUAAUGAGGAUUCUGCUAGAGAGCAUGAAGAACAUAGAAAGUUUCAUUGAUGACAUCUUGAUCUACACCAAGACUUGGGAGGAACAUCUUGCAAUACUACGUGGGUUGUUUGUACGUCUGAGGAAAGCCAUGAUAACAGCUAGACCUACGAAGUGUGCGUUAGGAUUCGAAAGCCUGGAGUGUUUGGGACAUAUGAUUGGACAACAGCUUUUGCAACCCAAUCCAGAUAAGGUCAAAGCUAUUCUGGAAGCAAAGAUACCAAAGACGAAGAAGCAAGUGCGAUCCUUUAUCGGCUUAGCGGGCUUCUACAGGAAAUUCGUACCCAACUUUGCUACGAUUGCAGCACCCUUGACGGACCUCACUAGGAAAGGUCAGCCGAAUGCAGUUAUCUGGAAGGAACCACAUGAUCUAGCUUUCAAAACGCUGAAGAAAGUGUUGUCGACUAGUCCUGUUCUGAAACUACCUGAUUUGAAUUCCGAGUUCAUCCUGAGGACUGAUGCUUCAGAUAAUGGCAUCGGAGCUAUCCUGUUGCAAGAGGUGGAUGGGGUUGUACAUCCAGUUGCGUACAUGAGCAGGAAACUUAAAGGUGGUGAAGUGUCAUAUUCUGUUGUUGAAAAAGAGUGUCUUGCGGUUGUGUGGGGAAUUUCCAAAUUUCAAAAAUAUCUCUAUGGUCGUCAGUUCGUCUUGGAAACGGACCACCAACCGUUGUUAUAUCUCAACAAAUCCAAAGGGACGAAUGCACGCUUAAUGAGGUGGGCGUUGCAGCUUCAGCCACAUCGAUUUCGGAUACAGCCUAUCAAAGGAACAGACAAUGUGGGAGCAGACUUUCUCAGUAGAGUUUAG
Molecule: messenger RNA, 4443 nt
Organism: Ylistrum balloti
Lineage: Eukaryota; Metazoa; Mollusca; Bivalvia; Pectinida; Pectinidae
Exons: 1
Coding region: 1-4443 (1480 amino acids)
Biological process (GO): DNA integration
Molecular function (GO): zinc ion binding; nucleic acid binding
Source: RefSeq, a predicted model, not a curated record